GCUGUAGCUGCUGAAGCCGUGUAGCAUCAGUAGCACGAAGCUAACAGACAGACAGAGAGACAGACAGGUCUUCAGCCGUUCGACUGAGCAGUGUCGGGAUCAGCAGGUUCUACAUCUUCCUCCUGUUUGCUGCUGAAGGAGAACAUGGAUCCAUAACCCCCCAUCCUCCCCUCCUCCUCCUCCUCCUCCUCCUCCUCAUCCUCAGAAUGCCCAGUGUGUGAUGCGGCGGCUGCGUUGUGGUAGCCAGGAGUCGUUGCUAAGCACCGGCUGUGUGUCAUCUCUGGAGCUCAGGAUGGACCAGUCAGUGAUCAUCAAACCAGUUCACUCCUCCCUGCUGGGACAGGACUACUGCUUCGAGGUAACCACCUCGACAGGCACCAAGUGUUUUUCGUGUCGCUCGGCAGCAGAGAGAGAUAAAUGGAUGGAGAACCUCCGACGAGCAGUUCACCCCAACAAAGACAACAGCAGGCGGCUGGAGAAUGUCCUGACAGUGUGGGUCAUCGAGGCCAAAGACCUGCCUGCCAAGAAGAGGUACUUCUGCGAGCUGUGUCUGGACGACAGUCUUUACGCUCGGACGUCUUGUAAACUGAAGACUGACAACAUAUUCUGGGGGGAACGUUUCGACUUCAGCAGUCUGCCCUCCAUCAGUGCCGUCACCCUCCACCUCUACAAAGACACAGACAGGAAGAGGAAGAAGGACAAGAGCAGCUAUGUCGGGUUGGUCAACAUCCCUGUUGCUAUGGUGACCAGUAGACAGCUGGUGGAGAAGUGGUACUCAGUGAGCACGCCAAGUACAAGUCGGGGGAAGUCGUCUGUGCCGACCGUGCGGAUCAAGGCUCGGUACCAGAGCAUCGUCAUCCUGCCCAUGGAGCAGUACAAAGAGUUUGCCGAGUACAUCAGCUCCAACUACCUGCUGCUCUGCAACACGCUGGAGGCCACCAUCAGCCUGAGAGCCAAGGAGGAGCUGGCUGCUGCGCUGGUCCACAUCCUGCACAGCACCGGGAAGGCAAAGGACUUCCUGACAGACCUGAUGAUGUCUGAGGUGGAUCGUUGCCGUGACAACGACCAGCUGAUCUUCAGAGAGAACACGUUGGCUACAAAAAGCAUUGAGGAAUACCUGAAGCUGAUUGGACAGAAGUAUCUGCAGGAUGCCCUGGGUGAGUUCAUUAAAGCUCUGUACGAGUCUGAUGAGAACUGUGAGGUCGAUCCUUCUCGCUGUUCAACCUCUGACCUUGCGGAGCAUCAGGCCAACCUGAGGAUGUGCUGUGAACUCGCCUUCUGCAAGAUCCUUGACUCGUACAGGGUCUUCCCCCGGGAGCUGAAGGAGGUGUUCGCAUCAUGGCGACAGGAGUGCAGUAACCGAGGACGACCAGACAUCAGCGAGCGUCUCAUCAGCGCCUCGUUGUUCCUGCGCUUCCUGUGUCCAGCUGUGAUGUCACCAUCGCUGUUCGACCUGAUGCAGGAAUAUCCUGACGAGCGCACAGCGAGGACAUUAACCCUUAUCGCCAAAGUCAUCCAGAACCUCGCCAACUUCAGCAAGUUCGGCACUAAAGAGGAGUACAUGCUGUUCAUGAACGACUUUGUGGAGCGGCAGUGGAGCAGCAUGCAGCGGUUCCUGCAGGAGAUCUCAAACCCGGACGGAUUGAACCACACCGCCGGCUUCGACGGAUACAUCGACCUGGGCAGAGAGCUGUCCAGUCUGCACACCUUGCUGACCGAGCUCGACCAGUCGUCUCUGUUGAAGCUAGGUCCUCUUCCUCGGAUCCUCAGAGAAGUGUCUGCAGCUUUGGCUAACCCCGGGGGUGUGGCUAAUCCUGGGGGCAUGUCUGUUUCCACUCCAGAGCCUCAGCGAGUGGUGUCUCCGCCCCCACUUUCCCCUCCCCCUCUGUCUCCACCCCUCUCCCCCCCCCUGGCCACCUGCCUGCAGGGCUCUCCAGCUCCCAGCUCUUCCUACUCAGAGCCCAAUGAGAACGAGGCAGGGUUUGAAAUUAUCAAUGGGGGCAGGAGGGAGGGGCCAGAGUUGACCAAUGAGAACCGCAGUCUGUCUCUGGUCGAUCUGCAGGACUGCUCCCCUAGCGACGGCCUAGACGACAGCCAAUGGCAGCGCAGAACGGGGCUCCUCCCCCUCUCCUUCCAGAACCCGGUGUAUCACAUGACCACCACGUCUCCUCGGCAACCACAGCAGCAGACGGACACCACGCCCUCAGACGGCUCAGUGGGAUCGCAGGGAAACGCAGAUGACAGGAUUGCCAUGGCAACCAAACCGGCGUUUCUUACCCAGAUGUCUGUGGGGCUGGGAGGAGGGGAGAGGACGUCGGCCAUGUCAAGCAGCAGCAGUGGAGAAGAAUACUCGAGACGAGCUCUGUCUCUGACUGAGACUCUGACAGGUAGCUCUGUCCCCUCUCGUCAGACCUCCUCAGGUCCUCAGAGACGCAUUGAUCAGCCCCCUCCCCCCAACUCUGCUCCCCCGGGACCUCCUCGAGGCCGGACACCUCCCAGCAUGCUUGGCGGCGGCAGCAGCGGGGGCACGGCCUACCCUCCCCGCCCUGCCUCUGGCAGCAUGAUGUCAUCGAGCCCCGAUUGGCCGAGCAGUGGCCAGUCGCGGCUCAGACAGACGUCAUCGUCAUCUAAAGGAGACAGCCCCGAGAAACAACGGCCUGCUGCCAAGGCUCCCUCUCCCUGUGCAUUGGAUCGUACUGCAGCCUGGCUGCUCAACAUGAACUCCGCCUCCUCCUAUGGCGAGACGGAGGACGAUCGCCAUGACGACCCCCUCAUCGAGAAGUACCAGCAGGAGAUUGCGUUGCUGCAGGAGAAGCUGCGAGUGUCGUCUCUGCGUCAGGAGGAGUGUGAAGCUCGUCUGAUGGUUCAGGAUCAACAAAACCAACGAAUGCUGCAGGAGUACCAGGCUCGGCUGGAGGACACAGAGAGCAGACUGAGGAGACUGCAGGACGACAAAGACCUGCAGAUGAACAGCAUCAUCAGCAGGUUGAUGGCGGUGGAGGAGGAGCUGAAGAAGGAUCACUCUGACAUGCAGGCUGUGGUCGACUCCAAACAAAAGAUCAUAGAGGCACAGGAGAAGAGGAUAGCGAGUCUUGAUGCAGCGAACACUCGCCUGAUGGCGGCUCUGACACAACUGAAGGAGAGGUAUGCUGUGACAUCACAGAGGAACGGCCUGUCUCCUAGCAACACAUCGUCUCUGCAGAUCACCGAGAACGGAGAGUUCCGCAACUCUGGCAACUGCUAGGCAACCUGCUGCUGAGCUCUGAUUGGCCGUGACUCAUUGAGCGGUAGGGGCUGAACUGCUGGCAGCAAGAUGAAGUCAUCGACCAGGCUUUUUAAAAAAUCAACCAAUCACAGCCGUCGUAGUUUCCAUAGACCUGUCAAUCAACCCUCCUACAGCCACGGAUCUGACCUCUGACCAGACUCCGCCCAUGUUGCUAGGUUACCCCUCAGUUCCUGUUUUGUUUUGCAUGUUUUCUCUUUGAACAUCUUCCGAUGUCUGACAUCAUAUCCUGUUUCCUUUUGAUACUUCCUGUUAAGAGCUGGAAACUUCCACCAACCAAACUGAACACAUCAUCUGGAACAACCCCACCUGUGUAAGGCUCUGGUCCAAUCACACUGACUCUUUCCAUGUAUGGCUUCAGUCCUACUGGACCAACUUUGGCUGUAUAUGGCUCUUGUCUAAUUGGACUACACUCAUCCAUAUAUGGCUCUGUUUUAAUCUGAUUAACUGGAGCAACUCCAGCUGUAUAUGGCUCUGGUGUGACUAAACUCAGAACUGUUUAUCUGUUUUUAGGUUCUUUAUCUUCAGAUUGUGAUUUAAAGGAGCAGUCCAACAGUCAGAUCAGCUUCAUGUCUGUACAGAGACAGAUUAGCCUAGCUUAGCACAAAGACUGGAAGCAGAGGGAAACUGUUGAACUGUAGUCGACCCUCCAGACAGUUAGAGGUUAGUUUGUGUUGUUUCAGAGAAUUCUACUGAUUUUAGUGUAAAAAUCAGAUUUUAUUGUAAAACAGUAAAAACUCUUUAAAUUGUGAUGAAUAGUUUGUGAACACACACACACAUAUCUGCUGUCCUGUAUAAACUCUGCUGUUCUCUACUGGACUCUAAGGUUCUUUGCUGGACUCUGUUAUACUGUAUUCAUGAGAAAUGUUUUGUUUGUUUCCUCUUGUUGUUAUUUAUCAACAUCAGUAUUUAUA
This is a messenger RNA of Seriola dumerili (greater amberjack), 4197 nucleotides long. It is a transcript of the gene dab2ipa, whose product is annotated as disabled homolog 2-interacting protein-like. Gene Ontology annotation, biological process: regulation of GTPase activity. NCBI's taxonomy places the organism in Eukaryota, Metazoa, Chordata, Actinopteri, Carangiformes, Carangidae. Bases 221 to 3244 code for a protein of 1007 amino acids. The transcript has 17 exons. The record is from RefSeq and is a predicted model, not a curated record.